ACUCCACACAUAUCUAUACAAUGUCGUCCUCUUUCAAGAUAGUCGAACACCACACACCCUGUCAAACCAUCAGAGAAUACCCGCAAGCCACUUCGACAUACCAAGAAGAAAAACUAUACCUCAGCUCAAAACAAUACAUUCCUCUCAAUCGCACACCACAAAAGGGCGAUGUAACGAUAUUGGCAGCACAUGCAUCGGCGUUCCCGAAAGAGCUAUAUGAGCCACUAUGGGAGGACCUUCUCAAGCAGAGUGAAAGGGCUGGCUACGGUAUCCGCAGCAUCUGGAUGGCAGAUGUAGCAAACCAGGGAGCUUCAUAUGAAACGACNCCAAACUACGCCGACCACGCCCGCGACCUACUCUCCCUCAUCAACACCCACCGCGAAGACUUUACCCGCCCAAUCAUCGGCAUAGGCCACAGCAUGGGCACAAUCUGCUUGGCUCUACUAGCCCAAAUGCAUCCCCGCCUGCUAACCUCCAUCGUCAUGCUCGACGCCAUAAUCAUCCACAAAGAAAUGCCCGCCUGGAUACCAAUGACCCGCCUCCCCUCUUUCCGCAAAGACCUCUGGCCCUCCCGCCAAGCAGCAGAAGCCACUUUCCGCAAAAACACUCUGCUGAAACCAUUUGACGAACGAGUGCUGCAAAAGAUUUUGGAAUACAGUAUCAGGGCUACGCCUACUUUGCUGUAUCCUCAAAACUCUGCAGAAGAGGGAAAUGGAGAGCAGAGUUAUACACUUACGACGCCGAAACAUCAGGAAGCUCUUUCUGUUGCGCGGCCGAAUUAUGAGGAUAGAAAUUGGUCUGGGACUCCUGACAUGGUGGCUCGAUCGACUGUUCCGGACUUGUGGCCUUGUGCGCCUUACGUAUCUCCGUUCUACAAGUCAGAGGGAAGAACUUGUUGGAUGUUCUUGCCGCAUCUGCGACCUUCUGUUCUUUGGCUCUAUGGCAACAAGUCAUAUACCAUGGACCCUGACGAACGACGCGAGAAGAUGAAGAGGACAGGCACAGGUUGGAAUGGCUCCGGUGGUGCAGAGAUGGGACGAGUAAAAGAGGAGUUCAUUGAGGACACAGGACACUUCUUGUGUUUCGAAAAGAUUGCAGAGACGGCCGAGAAAGUGUCAGAAUGGUUGGACUCAGAGGUCAAGAUUUGGAAAAAUCUUGAAAGGGUCACAGUGAAUGAGGAGUGGUUGAAACAAGAUGUUGUGGGUAGACAAAGGAUGGAUGAUAAGUGGUUGGAGGGUGUCAAGAAGUGGAAGGGAAAGAAGAAGGCUGCUCCAUUGAGCAAGCUC
Aureobasidium vineae is the source of this 1286-nucleotide messenger RNA. The record is from the annotation of a GenBank genome assembly. Lineage: Eukaryota; Fungi; Ascomycota; Dothideomycetes; Dothideales; Saccotheciaceae.